Messenger RNA from Colletotrichum phormii, 1011 nucleotides. RefSeq lists its product as uncharacterized. The coding region runs from base 1 to 1011 and encodes 336 amino acids. Lineage: Eukaryota; Fungi; Ascomycota; Sordariomycetes; Glomerellales; Glomerellaceae. The record is from RefSeq and is a predicted model, not a curated record. Gene Ontology annotation, cellular component: nucleus. The transcript has a single exon.
AUGAGCACGCAAUUAGGUCUCCGCGAUCUGGUAGCACACAACUGCAUGAACUACGGCUUCCCAUCCGUGAUCCCUUCCCGCAUGCUCGCACUACCGGCCACAGCCGUCGAGCAAGAAGAGAAGAUCCGCGCCUUUUGGACCAUUGAGGCCCUGGAUUCGGCGUCGACCGUCGGAUCCGCCUGGCAUCUCUCCGUCUCCCAGCCGCUACCGACAGCCAGUCUUCCGUGCGACGAAGAAAUAUGGCGGUGUCCCGAGUCCAUCGUUUCCAUGUACCAGUUUGGUGACCCCGAAGCACCGUCAUCCUUCACCCUCUUCGUUCGGCUCGCGAUAAAUGAGAUGUGGCAUGUGAACCAGUUUCUACAACAGCCGUGCGACACGACAUCGGUAUCGGAUCUGCAACAGCGAAAGCUGGAUUGCACCAUAGUUUACGAAAGGUUAAUGACAUGGCAUAGAGACUUUGGGCAGAUGCUGACAGUGCGGACACCACCUCAUACCGACCUCUUUGACGGUGCCGCAUCCCGCCAUCCGAAUACAAUCCUCAUCCAUUGCACUGUUCACAGCGCCGUCGUCUCCCUCCAUCAACGACUCAUAUUCCCCGACGAUGACACGGCGAGCGAGCACUCCUGGAAAGAUGCCGCGGAGCGCUGCUUGACUAGCUGCGAUGAGAUGAUCAAGGUCAUACGCGGUGCGGGCGAUGGCAUGCUCGAGACGGCGAACCCUCAUAUCAUUCACUGCGUCUUUGUCGCGGCACGCUUCAACAUUGUAUAUAACCGUGUGUUGGGCCUGGGUCCGCCGAACAAGGUGUGGCUUCUGAUUUAUGGGCUCAGAAUCUGCGGGCAGAGGUGGUGGCCGCUUGCGAGACAGCUGCUCAAAGUGCUCGAGGCGGCUGCUGGUACUGAGGGAUACGGAGGGGUCAGUAGGUUGAAGGCGCUUCCGGGUGAGUUUUGGGAUCUACAGUAUUUGUCACUCGAUAUUUACGAGGCUUUGCGAGUAUGGGUGAUCGAGACAUGA